AUGGCGAUCGAGCUCGAGCAGCAGCCAAAACCCGCCGCCGUGGCGCUCUCCAGAAUCGCAGUCUCCGAAACCCACGGAGAAGACUCUCCGUACUUCGCCGGGUGGAAGGCCUACGACGAGAACCCGUACGACGAGCUGACCAACCCGAGCGGGGUGAUCCAGAUGGGUCUGGCCGAAAACCAGGUCUCCUUCGACCUGCUCGAGGACUUCCUCGAACGCCACUCCGAGGCCGCCACGUGGGGGAAGGGAGCCACGGCCGGGUUCAGGGACAACGCCCUCUUCCAGGACUACCACGGCCUCAAAUCCUUCCGCGGGGCAAUGGCCUCCUUCAUGGAGCAAAUCCGCGGCGGCCGCGCCCGGUUCGACCCGGACCGGGUCGUCCUGACCGCGGGCGCGACCGCGGCCAACGAGCUCCUGACCUUCAUCCUGGCCAACCCGGGCGACGCCCUCCUCAUCCCGACCCCGUACUACCCGGGGUUCGACCGGGACCUGAGGUGGCGGACCGGCGUCCAAAUCGUCCCCAUCCACUGCCACAGCUCCAACAACUUCCAGAUCACCGAAUCCGCCCUCCACGCCGCAUACGACGACGCCGUUUCGCGCGGCCUCACGGUCCGCGGCGUCCUCAUCACCAACCCUUCCAACCCCCUGGGCGCCACGGUGCAGCGCGCCGCACUGGAGCAGAUCCUCGACUUCGCCGUGGAGAAGAACAUCCACCUCGUGUCCGACGAAAUCUACUCGGGCUCCACCUUCUCGUCCGCCGAGUUCGUCAGCAUCGCCGAGGUCCUCGAGUCCCGCGGCUCCCGCCACGUGGACAGGGAGCGGGUCCACAUCGUGUACAGCCUGUCCAAGGACCUGGGCCUGCCCGGGUUCCGCGUGGGGACCAUCUACUCCUACAACGACGCCGUUGUGACCACGGCGAGAAGGAUGUCGAGCUUCACGCUCAUCUCUUCGCAGACGCAGCACCUCCUCGCCUGCAUGCUCUCCGACGAGGAAUUCACCGCCAACUACGUAAAGACGAACAGGGAGCGGCUGAGGAGGAGGUACGACGCGAUCAUCGCCGGGCUGCGUCGCGCCGGGAUCGAGUGCCUACGUGGCAACGCGGGGCUGUUCUGCUGGAUGAACCUCGGUCCGUUGCUCGAGGAGACGACCAAGGAAGGCGAGCUGGCGCUGUGGAACCUGAUUGUGAGGGACGUGAGGCUCAAUAUCUCCCCCGGCUCGUCCUGCCAUUGCUCCGAGCCCGGGUGGUUCCGCGUCUGCUUCGCUAACAUGAGCGAGGCGACGCUGGACGUCGCCUUGGAUAGGCUGCACCGGUUCGUCGACCAGUAUCGUCGACGGACCGGGUCGAGCCAGUAA
Molecule: messenger RNA, 1353 nt
Organism: Linum tenue
Lineage: Eukaryota; Viridiplantae; Streptophyta; Magnoliopsida; Malpighiales; Linaceae
Source: the annotation of a GenBank genome assembly